UCUUCAUAAUAUUUGAAGUCUUCUGUGCUUAGAAUAGAGAUAUGUCAGUAUGGAAGGAAAUGAGGAAAUGUCACAAGUUCUGUCUUCUUUGUGAACUGAACAAAUUAGACUUCCUUCUGUGGAAAACCCUUUGCUGGAGAUGCCAUCUGUAGAUGAACUCUUUUAGUGUUUUGGGACUUGGGCAUACUCGAUCACCUGUAUAUUUCCUCUGAAAAAUAAUAGAAAACAGGUAAAACUGGCUGCCUCUAAUUCUGUUCGGACUGUUUAAAUACAAGUCACUCAAACCAAGCAUUUUGUUUCAGAUAAAAAUCCUGUUGGUGUAGAUUUGUCUUACUUUACAUUAAACUGUAGAAAGACUUAUCAUGAGAAUUUUUAGUAGCUUACAAGGACUAUUCUUUCUUAAUGUUUUAAUGUCUUCUUAAAUAUGUUAAAUACAUGAAACCAAUAUGAUACACAAUUAAAGUGGUACAUGCUGCCGCUGUAAGUAUAUCUUCAAACUUAGACUUCUGAAUACCUUUUUAACUUUUUUUUUUUAAUUGAAAUUUUACAGGGAGUUGAGUUAGUGUAAAGGAAUUGCAAGAGCUGUCUUUAAACAAGGAUUUAACUGUUGCUGAAAGACAUUCCACGUUUCCAGUGUUCAGGCUAAAAACUGUGAAAUCUGCACGUAGUUCUGGCUACAGCAAUUUCUAACACUUCUUGUGAUCAGAGAUAAAACCUGUAAUUUAAAUACUGUAUUAUCAGUUUAUAAAAACAGAAGCAAAACAUUUAAAGAACCAGUGCUUACAGAUUUAUAUCGUAAUUUGAGUAUUUUAGAACUUGUAUUGGCUUCGUGAUGUCAUGCAGGAUGGAAUGUUGUGAAUAAAUUCUUCCUUUAGUCUGGCCAGCACAAAUGUACUUUGAACAGUUGGUAGGCGUGCAGCCUGUUAAAUUAAGGCAUGCUAGCAUGGCUGUCUUCCAGAGUGGUUAGCUUGGGAUUUGAACACUGUUCCAAACAUUUCUUCUGCGUAUUCAGAUGAAGCACUUAGAAUGAUGUAAUUGUCUGCCACACAAAUGUUGGUCUUCUGAACUUCUGAUUUCUUUAUACCAUUUAUUUGUGCCACAUGGCAGUGGCAUGCACCAACAGACUUAGUUUCCUAGAUUUCAUAGAAGCACUUUCAGUUUUUUUGUUUUUCAUCAAAAUUCCCAGUGUCUCUCUUGAGAAACUUUUUAUUAGGAAGAAUAAUAGUGUUAAUGGGCUUUGUUAGUACAGACUUCCGGCCUUAAAGAAACACUUUUUUGAGAGUGUGAGUGAGCGAGCACUGGAACAGAUUGCCUAGAGUGACCAUGGAAUGUCCACUUUUGGAGAUAGCCGAAAGUCAUCUCUUGGUGGUCCUGAGCAGCCUGCUCUUAGGUAGCUCUGCAUGAAUAGGGAGUUGGACAAGGUACCUCCAGAAGUCUCUUUUGAUCUCAAUCAUUGUGUGAAAAUUUUGUAACUGCCUGGUAAAAUCUUUAAUACUCUUACCAAUCCUACUGUGACAGGGAGCAAUAAAACUAUAUUGCAACCAAAACUUGAUGAGCACUUGGAGCUCCUGCUGACCACAUCAGGCAUUUGGCUCUGUGCCCUGAUGGGGACGCCAGCCCUGUGUUCCCAGUGGUUGUGUCAGCCUGUGCAGACUGUACAUAGUGUGAUACCACUCUGAUUGUGAAUCCUAAUGUUAUUUUAUCUCGUGCAGAACAUGCACUUUAAAACUCUUUAAGACCUUAUUUCAGAGCAAAAGUGUUUAAAAUGCAAAUUUGUGUAUUCUUCCUUUGCUGUAUGACAGUUUCAUGUUUAACCAACAUUUAUCUACAUAGGAGUGACAUAGCUGUGAGCAUCUCUCUGGUAUCUGUUUGAAGAGGACACUGUUGGGGGGCCCAGAUUUGUGCAUCUGUAUUUCCAAUACAGAGUGAAAAUUCUGAAAAUGGCUUGAUUUGCUCUUGGUCUUGGCUGUGUUUCUGAUGAGUGUCCCACGGACUCUGUCAAGUUCUGGGGGUUCUCCUCUAGCACUGAGGAGCAGAACCCUGAGCAGCAGCCUGGCAUCAGUGGAAACGUUUUUCUGUCAUUCUCCUUAAAAGAGCAGCUCAAGAUGAGUGACUAUUCUGGACUUCCAAGUGACCACAGCCAGAUGAUUGCUGAAGACUCAGAAAUUCAAGCAAAGCCUGAACACUCGCAUGAAGUUCUUCAGGAAGAUAUUGAAAUGAGCAGUGGCUCUAGUGGAAAUGAUUCCAGUGGAAAUGACUCCAGUGGAAAUGACACAAAUGAAAACUAUUCAAGUGGGCAUGAUUCUCAUGGUCAUGAAUCUGAUGAAAAUGGGAAGGAUUCAGCAAUGCUUAUGGAAUCUUCAGACUGUCAUAAAAGUUCAAGCUCAAAUGCAUUUAGUCUGAUGAUUGCAAACUCUGAACACAAUCAGUCCAGCAGUGGAUGCAGUAGUGAGCAAUCCACUAAAGCCAAAACACAAAAGGAAUUGCUGAAAACACUGCAGGAGCUGAAAGCUCACCUUCCUUCUGAGAAGAGAGUCAAAGGCAAAUCCAGUGUCCUAACGACGCUGAAAUAUGCCCUUAAAAGCAUUAAACAAGUUAAAGCCAAUGAGGAAUAUUACCAGUUGUUGAUGAUUAAUGAAUCCCAACCUGCUGGUCUCAAUGUAUCCUCUUACACAGUGGAAGAAGUGGAGACUAUAACCUCAGAAUACAUCAUGAAAAAUGCAGAUAUGUUUGCUGUAGCCGUUUCUUUGAUAACUGGGAAAAUUUUGUACAUCUCUGAUCAAGCUGCUUCUAUUCUCCGCUGCAAGAGGGGUUAUUUUAAAAAUGCCAAAUUUGUGGAGCUCUUGGCGCCUCAGGAUGUCAGCGUGUUCUAUACUUCUACCACCCCAUACAGAUUACCAUCAUGGAACAUUUGCAAUAGAGCUGAGUCUUCCACCCAGGAUUGCAUGGAAGAGAAAUCUUUUUUCUGUCGCAUCAGUGCAGGAAAGGAGCGUGAAAAUGAGAUUUGCUAUCACCCAUUCCGGAUGACUCCCUACCUUAUCAAAGUGCAAGAUCCAGAAAUAGCAGAAGACCAGCUUUGCUGUGUGUUGCUUGCGGAAAAAGUCCAUUCUGGUUAUGAAGCACCCAGAAUUCCUCCUGACAAAAGGAUUUUCACAACUACGCACACACCGACCUGUUUGUUUCAGGAUGUAGAUGAAAGAGCAGUACCUCUGUUGGGAUACCUACCUCAGGAUUUAAUAGGAACACCAGUCUUGGUGCAUCUUCACCCAAAUGACAGACCCUUAAUGUUAGCAAUUCACAAAAAAAUUCUUCAGUAUGGAGGGCAGCCUUUUGACUAUUCACCCAUCAGGUUUUGCACAAGGAAUGGAGAUUAUAUCACCAUGGACACCAGCUGGUCCAGUUUCAUCAACCCUUGGAGUCGAAAAGUUUCAUUUAUUAUUGGCAGACACAAAGUCAGGACGGGUCCCUUAAAUGAAGAUGUCUUUGCUGCUCCCAACUACACAGAGGACAGAAUCCUUCACCCCAGCGUUCAGGAGAUCACGGAGCAGAUCUAUCGGCUCCUGCUGCAGCCUGUACACAACAGUGGAUCCAGUGGCUAUGGAAGUCUGGGUAGCAAUGGUUCACAUGAGCACUUGAUGAGUGUGACAUCCUCCAGUGACAGCACAGGAAAUAAUAAUGAAGACAGUCAUAAGGAUAAACCAGAGGUUUGUCAAUAUGCCCGUAAGGUCAAGAAUAAAGGACAGCAUAUUUUCACUGACAGUAAAGCAAAACUCGACUACAAGAAAGAGUCUUUGGCAGAGAAGCAGAAUACUGCUGGUGGUCAGGUGAAAGGUGUAGGGGGAAAGGAUACUGCAGGAACAGUUGCUCCAAAGAAUGUGACUACUGAAGAGUUGGCUUGGAAAGAGCAACCUGUGUAUUCCUAUCAGCAGAUCAGCUGUUUGGACAGUGUCAUCAGGUACUUGGAGAGUUGUAAUGUGCCUGGUACAGCAAAAAGAAAAUGUGAGCCUUCAACAAGUGUUGCAUCACUGAGUUCUGGAGUUCAUGAACAAAAAGCAGCUGAUAAUUCUAUCCAGCCAUUAGGAGAUCCUGCUGUGUUGAAGGCAUCUGGUAAAUCAAGUGGUCCCCCAGUGGUUGGUGCUCACUUAACAUCUUUGGCUUUACCUGGCAAGCCUGAAAGUGUUGUGUCUCUCACCAGUCAGUGCAGCUACAGUAGCACCAUUGUUCACGUUGGAGACAAAAAACCACAACCUGAAUUAGAAAUGAUAGAAGAUGGUCCAAGUGGAGCAGAAAUCAUAGAUGGCCAACUUCUUGCCCCUCCAUCCAGCUCUGCACACAUAAAUCAAGAGAAGGAGCCAUUUAAAAAACUGGGACUUACAAAAGAGGUCCUUGCAGUGCAUACGCAAAAAGAGGAGCAGAGCUUCUUGAACAAAUUCAAAGAAAUAAAGAGAUUUAAUAUUUUUCAAUCACACUGCAAUUACUACUUACAAGAUAAACCAAAAGGACGGCCUGCUGAACGUGGUGGCCGUGGACAAAGAAACACCACUUCUGGAGUGGAUCAGCCUUGGAAGAAGAGUGGAAAGAACAGGAAAUCCAAGCGCAUUAAACCCCAGGACUCUUCGGACAGCACAACUUCUGGAGCUAAAUUCCCCCACCGGUUCCCCCUCCAAGGUUUAAAUACCACAGCCUGGUCGCCAUCAGAGACUUCCCAAGCCAGCUACUCCGCAGUGUCCUUCCCCACCGUCAUGCCUGCGUAUUCCCUUCCUGUUUUCCCAGCAGCAGGGACGGUGCCACCGGCUCCUGAAACUUCACUCUCUGGUUUCAGUCACUUGCCAGACUCUGCCAACACUUGCUCUGUGGGGCCAUCCCAGUUCUCUGCGCCCUUCAUGACCCCUGUGGUGGCUCUUGUGCUCCCCAACUACGUGUACCCGGAGAUGAACAAUAACUUACCUCAAACGCUUUACCCCAGCCAGCCCAACUUCCCUGCCCACCCCCCCUUCUCCUCACAGACGGUGUUCCCUGCACAGCCCCCCUUUGCCACAGGCAGCCCCUUCCCACAGCAGGCGUUUUUCCCAGCACAGCCAUUCCAGUACAGCCCCGCGGCGGAGCCGGAGAGGGCUCCUGUGGAGCCCCGCCACGACCCCUCCCGUUCCUGCACUCCGCAGUCGCCGGCUCCGCAGGACCAGGCUUCGCCUCCGCUCUUCCAGUCCAGGUGCAGCUCUCCUCUGAACCUCCUGCAGCUGGAGGAAACCACGAAAACCGCCGAGAGCGGAGCUGCUGCGGCCCUGCACGGGGCUCUGGGUGAGGAGGGAGCCAUAGGCAGCAUCAGGGCGGCAGACAACGGCAGCGGGAAGGAAUCCUUACCUGCUGAAUCUCCAAUGGAUGCUCAAAACAGCGAUGAGCUCUCCAUGUCCAGUGUCCUGCUUGACAUUUUACUGCAGGAGGGUGCAUGCUCAGGCACUGGCUCAGCCUCUUCAGGGAGUGGUGUGUCUGCAGCUGCUGAGUCCCUGGGCUCGGGGUCCAAUGGCUGUGGCAUGUCAGGGAGCAGAACAGGUAGCAGUGAAACUAGUCACACCAGCAAAUACUUUGGCAGCAUUGAUUCCUCAGAGAAUCACCAUAAAACCAAAAUGAAGACAGAAAUGGAGGAAAGUGAGCACUUCAUCAAGUAUGUGCUUCAGGAUCCCAUCUGGCUGCUGAUGGCCAACACAGAUGACACAGUGAUGAUGACUUACCAGAUCCCCUCCAGGGAUUUGGAAACAGUUUUAAAGGAAGAUAAGCAGAAAUUGAAGCAAAUGCAGAAACUACAGCCAAAAUUUACAGAAGAACAAAAACGAGAGCUUAUUGAAGUUCAUCCAUGGAUCCAGCAAGGUGGACUGCCAAAAACUGUUGCUAAUUCUGAAUGUAUUUUUUGUGAGGACAAUAUACAGAGCAAUUUUUAUACAUCAUAUGAUGAAGAAAUCCAUGAAAUGGACCUUAAUGAAAUGAUUGAAGAUAGUGGAGAAAACAACUUGGUUUCCCUGAAUCAAGUCAGUGAAGAACAAACAUAGCCUUUGAGCCUGUUGUUUUGAAAAUUGCUUCAAAACGACAGUGAAGGAUCCACAGAGGUUUUAAUCUUCUAUCCAGCAGGAUGAAUGCAGUUCAUAAAAGCAAAUGUGUUUUUCUUGCUCUAGAAGAGUCAUUUGUGAAUGAAUCUCUUUUUAAAUGGUGGCAAUCUCUUCCCAGUAAGGACAUUGUUGAAGAUGGUAUAGCUUUUCUUUAAAAGACUCAUUUUGCACUUACAUGCCUCAAGUAUUUCUUUAUAAACUAUAGACACUUUCAUUGAUGCCUACUGAUUUUUGUAGAGUGGGUUAAGAAGUGCUGAAAUCUCCUGACAUACAUACUGUUCUUCAGAUCUCCUUUUGGUGAUGGUUCAGCAUUAUAAAUUGUUGAGCAAUUUUGCUUAGUGGCUCUUUAGCAUUGUUCUUAAUAUUUGAAGUGGUCCAGCAUAGUAGGAGAAAUAACCUUCAAGGAAAUCAAUUCACAUUUGCCCUUCUCAUACCAGUUGAUCCUCUUUGUUUGUCUCCUCUAGUUUUGAAUGUAGAAACUCUUUUUGUCUAAGAGGAAUGUUGAGCUGAUUUUAUAAGAUGGUCUGGUACUAAAGUUCAUGUUGAUGUGUAAGUACAGAGGACUGUAGACAACUCUGUAGCCUUUUAUGUAAAUGGACACUGCAAAACAAUGAACUGUUUAUUACCUUGAAGCAUAAUUUCUGAGAAAUUUGUACUCAAGAAAUCCUUAUGCUUAAAGAUUUUAAAAACUUAGGACCACAGAAGAUGACUGCCCAUGUUCCAGUGGCUGUUAGACAGAACUUGGGCUAACUUUAACCUUUAUUUCUGACUUGUUUUGUCAGGAGGUUGGCUGUCAGUUUUUCCAAUGUGGCUAAACAAACAUCAAAUUUGUAUGUGACAAGAGAGAAAUCGAUGUGGCUUGUCCUUUGAAGAUAGCUUUUAUAAAAAAAGAAGUGAUUUUGAGAAUAGUGUUGACUCACGCUAUUUGAUUUACAUAAUCUCAAAUUUAGGGUGGCUGGAAUCCUUUGCUGUUAAAGAUUUCAUUUUAAUGCCUCUGAGAUUGUAUUGACUUGAAUGUGUGUACUUUAUGUUCUUGUGCUCUUUAUGUCUGUUGGAUGUGGGAAGAAAACAUGAGAGAACAACUGUUAGUAUGUUGGUUAGUUAAAGGACUAAUUUAGUCCUUCAAAGCAGUUUAGUUGCUGUGUUGCUAGAUGUCAGCUGUAAGUCUUGGGGUGAAAAAUUAUGAAAGUUAAUUCAAUUAACUUCGAUAUGUUUGUCUUAAAAUAUUUUUUAUGGAAAGCAUUUCCUUUUUUCAUAGGAUAACAUUUCUUUUCACUGAAAUUUAAGGUUAUUUUCAUUCUAUACAAAUAUUUCUCUUUGUAUACAGAGAGGAUGUGAAGUUAGAUCUGACACCAAAAACAUGCAAAAGUGACUCGUAUUCGCUUAGCAGAAGAAAUAAUUUGUUUAAAGUAAUUAGUUAUUAAUUGGAGAAUUUGCAUUGGAGACAGGUUCUGCGGGUAGCAAAGUGUGUCAACUUGUGAAACAAGCAGAAUCACAAUUUUAAAGAAUGACUAAGUAUUUUAAAUGUAGUGUGAAGCACUACCCAGCAAGACCUGAUGCCUGUCUUUACAAUUCAGCAAAGUCAAACGUAAAUAUUUGUAAAUACAAAGUGAAUGAGAAAUUUUCCAGUGUUGGUGUUCACGUCCGAUGUAUUCAAUGUUUUAAUCAUAAAUGGAACAGUGCAGCUAUACCAACAUAUUAAAUAUAUUUCAUUUUUACAUGGAGACACAAAUAUGGACCAGGCUUUGGGAAAUACAAAAGCUUUAUAUAAAAAGGAGUGCAUCAUCAUUAUACAAAUAAUUUUCAAAGACUUCUCAACCACUUUGAACUUCCUUGCUUUAGCAUGCUUUUUUUUUUUCCUACGUCUUUUUUUAUUUGUCCUCAGUUCUUUUAUUAUUUUUUUUCAAUGACCAUCUUGUAACCAUAACUUAGUGAAAGGAAGAGAAAAGUAUAUUUAGAGCAUUUUGUGGAUGUGCUUACUUAUGGACUUAAUCUUGCAUCCUUAAAGUGUUUGCAUUUACAGGGUGGUAUUAAAAUAUUUUCCUGUAACUUUAAAUCUACAUGCCUCCAUUUAUAGAUAAGAUUCUGAAGCUGUAAUUUUUCCAAACUGUUGUAAGAUGAUUUAUUUGUGAUGACACUUUGUCAACAUGUCAACAAUGUUUUCUGUACACUGUGCAAUAUAUUUUGGUUUUGCCACUUGUGACUAAUUUUUAUGACUUUGCUUUUUAGAAAACUGGUAAAUAAAACAGAUAUAUUUUUAGUUGC
Messenger RNA from Lonchura striata (white-rumped munia), 8366 nucleotides. Lineage: Eukaryota; Metazoa; Chordata; Aves; Passeriformes; Estrildidae. The record is from RefSeq and is a predicted model, not a curated record.